CGCAUCUUUCCGGACACAAACAACAUUAGUGAAAACAUGGAUGUGGAGAGUGGUAUUUGUCAGGGAAACGGGGACUCUGGUCCUAGUGAGUCCGCCAUUAAGAUCCCCGACAGGAUGCUGAAACGGGAACAGGAUAGGCUCGAGGACGUGGAGAGAAAGAAAGAGGCGAAAAAUAGCCAGUCAGUCACGGAGGAGAAGAGUGGGUUCUUCACCGCGACGUUCGGUAGUGAAAGGGCGGCUAUCGAGGAGUUACUGGCGGGCUGCUCGGGGGCUACUGACCGCGCCCUGGCCACCCAAACCUUGGAGGAAGUGACUACUAAAACACAGCACCUCCAGAAGUUUCUAAAUGAUAGCAUGGUGUUUUUACCGCAGUACGAGCUGAGACAGGCCCAGGCGGCGCUCCAGAAACUACAGAACUCUCUGGCCGAGAAGAGAAACGAGAUUCUCCCCAAGAAGAAGUUCGCCUUCAGGUCGCGCGCAGCAAAUACACCCAAAGUAGACCCACCAGCUCCACCUGUAACACCUAAGGAUUCUGGCCGAACUAAAGUGGAAGGAGCCAUAAGCCCGCUAGAGCAGUGUGGCUUCUCCCACUUUGAGACCCAGGUAACAGUCCCUAACAUAACAACAUUAAUUAAAUCAUUUCUUCUGAGAAUGUUUGUCUCUAGUCAAUUGUGAUUUAGAUUCUACUCUUUGCAGGUAUGUAUCUUAAAUCUCUGAUGACCACUGUUUAUUUUUGGCAGGUGCUGACCAAGUCAGGGGAGGAGAUUAAACAACAGGACGUUCUACUGACCCACCUGACCAACUGCAAGGUCAGACUCCUGGGCUCCCCCAGCACCGUCCACAUCAAACACGUCCAGAACUGUGAAAUCUUCUCUGGGCCGGUGUCCAGCUCUGUGUUCGUGGACCACUGCACCGGCAGCACCCUCUCCUUCCCAUGCCAGCAGCUACGGACUCACCACACCACCGACACACAGGUCUAUCUGCACGUCACCAGCCGCGCCAUCAUAGAGGACUGUCAAGGGGUGCGCUUCGCCCCCUUUGCCUGGUCCUACCCGGGUCUGGACCAGGACUUCAAGGUGUCUGGUCUGAACCGGGAGAGUAACAACUGGAACCAGGUGGAUGAUUUUAACUGGCUGGCCUUAGGGACCCAAUCUCCUAACUGGUCUGUCAUUCCAGAAUCUGAGAGAAGAACUGAAUGGGACUCCUAGAGACAUUAGUAUACAAAGAGCAUGUCAAUAAAACAAAUUAAGUUUUCUUAUUUUCACUCAGCCCUGAUGUGACAAAGCCUUACGCAACUUUGUUUUUCAUGUGAUUUUAUGCUGUGUUGUUCCAUAGUAUUCCGUAGUUCCAUAGAUGUCCUGACAGGGUUGACCAUAAAAAAAUAUUAUUGGGUAAUAUUCAUGGUAGCGUGCUGCCUGAAAUCUUUUUAACAUUUCCUCACAGGGAGGAAAAAGUUGACGCAUUACUGCUUUCUCACUACCCUACUCUGGGCAAUAAACAGAGAAUAUGUUAACCACAUGCAAUGUACUGUUACACAGUUCAUUACAUGUUCAUUUCAUCAGAAAGGACCACCUUAGUCCUUAAAAGAACUAACAACGCCACCUUAUAUUUACAAACAGCACUUGUUCUGUCAUUAUUCUCCCAUCUGUAAAGCACUAUACACCUCCAAUGUAUCUGUUCUUCUGACUGUAUGUGGUCUGGAGUGAUACUAGAGAUGUGAAUAAAGGGUUUGGCUGACACUCC
This is a messenger RNA of Coregonus sp. 'balchen', 1743 nucleotides long. The record is from the annotation of a GenBank genome assembly. Lineage: Eukaryota; Metazoa; Chordata; Actinopteri; Salmoniformes; Salmonidae.